GAAAUUUCAAUGCUGUCAUUUAAACGUCAACUAUCAAUGUCAAAAUCGCAGCCAUUUUCCUUUCGUCUUUUAACAAGCGGUGUGUACACGUGUUUGCCGAUUUUUCCCCAAGAAAAUUGGAAAAUAAGACAAUAUGGGUCGUGUACGUACGAAAACCGUGAAAAAAGCCUCCAAAGUAAUCAUUGAAAAAUACUACACCCGCCUAACAUUGGACUUCCACACCAACAAAAGGCUGUGCGACGAAAUCGCAAUUAUUCCCACGAAACCUUUGCGUAACAAAAUCGCUGGGUUCGUUACCCAUUUGAUGAAGCGUCUCAGACACUCUCAAGUACGUGGAAUUUCCAUUAAAUUGCAAGAAGAGGAACGUGAGCGCAGAGACAACUAUGUACCGGAAGUUUCUGCUUUGGAACACGACAUCAUCGAAGUCGAUCCGGAAACCAAGGAAAUGUUGAAAAUGUUGGAAUUCAACAAUAUCAGUGGAUUGCAACUCUUACAGCCAACUACCAAUUACAAUAGUAAUAGAAGGGCUUGAAUUUGUAUUUAAUGGGUAAUUAAUAAAAAAAAACAUUGGUUUGCAAUUUA
Molecule: messenger RNA, 582 nt
Organism: Ceutorhynchus assimilis (cabbage seed weevil)
Lineage: Eukaryota; Metazoa; Arthropoda; Insecta; Coleoptera; Curculionidae
Source: the annotation of a GenBank genome assembly